Molecule: messenger RNA, 10196 nt
Organism: Hyalella azteca
Lineage: Eukaryota; Metazoa; Arthropoda; Malacostraca; Amphipoda; Hyalellidae
Product: neurofibromin
Exons: 43
Coding region: 64-7560 (2498 amino acids)
Biological process (GO): regulation of GTPase activity
Source: RefSeq, a predicted model, not a curated record
GAUCUGUUGCCGUGAGUGGAGGGUAUGUGAAAUGGUGUCCAAAGAUAGUGUUUGGAUCCAACAAUGGCUACUCCAAAACCCAUGGAAUGGGUAACUUCUUUGAUUAUCAGAUUUGAGGAACAGCUGCCAUGCAGAACUGGACCGCAAACACAGCUCUCGCGCAACAAUGUACAAAAAAACAAAGAAUGCAUCAUCCAAAUCUGCAAGUACAGAUUUGGACUCGUCAUAUCUGGCCUUACGAAAAUUCUGCAGAAAGUCAAUGAACUGCGGCCGCAUGGCCAUGACUAUGAGAAGAACUUCUACUACGAGUCGCUGGUCAUUGUGCUUGAUACACUAGAGAAAUGCCUCUCAUCGCAGCCCAGGGAUGCAAUAGGAUUUGAUGAAGUUGUUAAUGUCAAGCUUCUUCUCAGGGAAAUAUGCCAGUUCAUGGAUAUCAGCCAUGACUCGCUCAUGGCCACUCAAAUCAAGAGUUUUGCCUCCAAAGUUCUCUUUGCCUUGAGCAUAAACAACUUCAGUGCUGUGUUCAGUCGCAUUUCUGCCAGACUGCAAGAGCUAAGCACCAGUAACACGGAAGAGAAUCUUGACUACAGCGACAUCGAGCUGAUGCAGUACAUCAACAUCGAUGUCGAGCGGCUUGUCAAACUCCUCAAUGAAACAAACCAGAAGUUCCGCAGCCUGCGCAAGAACGCGCAGAUUGUUCUCAUGACCUCCAUGGAGCGCGCCAUCUGGAACUGGAUGGCCACGUACCCUGCAGAGUUUGCCGACCUCCAGAAAUGUCGCAACGAGGAGCUGGCCAAGUGCUGCGAGUUCCUCUUCGAGUGUCUCGACUCCUUCAACGAGAACAGCAAGAAGCGGGCGCAGGUCUGGCCCCUGCAGAUCAUCCUGCUGGUGCUCUGCCCGAAGGUACUGGAGGAGGUGGUGAACGCAGACGCGGGGGCGCCGUGCUCCGUGCGACAUCACAAGAAGAAGAUGUUCAUCGAACAGCUCAAGAAGGCGCUAGUGCCUCACGCGGCCAGCAAGCACAUGACGGAGGCGGCAGCGGUGACGGGCGUCAAGCUCUGCAAGCUCGCCACCUACAUCAACACCAACGACUCCAACAACGUGGUCUUCCAGUUGGUGCAGUGCAUCAUCAACGACCUGAAGGUGGUGCUGUUCAACCCUGCCAAGCCCUUCACCAGAGGCCAGGUCUUCAUAUGUCAAGACGUCGACCUCAUGAUCGACUGCUUCGUGUCGCUCUUCAGAAUAAACCCACACAACAACGAGGCUCUCAAAGUCUGCCUCAACUCUAACUCACCUUCACACUACCACUUCGUGCUCAUCAGCUCCCUCUACCGGAUUAUCACGCAGCCGCGUCUGCCGUGGUGGCCGCAGAUCGACCUCGUCUACGGCAAGUCGAGCGAACUGCGCGCCAUGUUCACGGACACGCUCAAUAAAGUCACGCAGGCGCGCAUGAUCCAAGUGCGUGGUGCAGCGCAUGGUGCAGCUCUGCAGAAGAGGAUCACAGCUCUGCUACGUAAGAUCGAGAAGUGCACCCCUGGGGUACUGCAGGCGUGGGAGGACACCUUCAUCAACUGGGAGAGUCUGACCAAGCAACUCACGUCGCACCCGCGCACCAAACUCGAGGACGGACAGAUCGCUGAGACCUUCCACCGCUCUGUUGCUAAGAGGAGGGCGUCCCAUCAGAGCUCUGAGCACGAGCUGGAGGUCAUCGACCAGGUCAACGAGUGGGCCAACAUGACGGGGUUUCUGUGCGCCCUGGGGGGCGUGUGUCUCAUGGGCAAGUCCCCUUCGUCCCGGCCCCCCCACCUCGGUCUCCACGGGGCAGCCGGUCUGGGGGCGCCGCUCCUUGGGUGCCUCUCGGGGUCCCCGGCCUCCGUGGCCGCCGCGUCCGAGGCCGCAGCCAAAAAGGCCAUCCUGCCUGCGGCCACCAGCCAGGACAUGCAAUACUGUCCAGUCACGCAGUUCGUGGGGCACCUGCUGAAGCUGCUGGUGUGCAACAACGAGCGCUUUGGCCCGCAGAUCCAGAAGCACGUUAAGGAGCUCGUCGGCCACGAGAUGUCGCCCCUCCUUUACCCCAGCCUCUUCGACCAAAUUAAACUCAUUGUUGAUAAAUUCUUCGACCAACAAACUCAGGUUGUGGUGAGCGAUGUGAACACCAUGUUCAUCGACCACAUCAUCUUCAUCAUGAAGAACGUGCUGGAGAACAAGAGUGACCAGCCAUCAGAACAUCUCGGCGUCACCUCCAUAGAGCCCCUCAUGCUCGCCAUCGUCAGAUACGUGCGGCAUCUUGAGAUGACUGUGCUGACGCUGCACAUCAAGACGAAGCUGUGCCAGCUGGUGGAGGUCAUGAUGCAGCGUCGGGACGACCUCGCCUUCAGGCAGGAGAUGAAAUUCCGCAACAAAAUGGUCGAGUACCUCACCGACUGGGUCAUGGGCAACUCCCACCAGAUCGCGCCCCCAGGACCCAUAGACCAGGCCACAGUCUCGGGGUGGUCGUACGAGAUCAACACCUGCUGCCGAGACCUGGACCAGGCGUGCAUGGAGGCGGUAGCGGCGCUGCUCAGGGGCCUGCCCCUGCAGCCGGAGGAGAGCGACAGAGGCGACCUCAUGGAGGCCAAGUCGCAGCUCUUCCUUAAGUACUUCACGCUCUUCAUGAACCUCCUCAACGACUGCACUGAGGCGCAGGAGCAAAUGGAGAAGGACCCAACGAGGCAGCGGUUGCCACCUGGCAAGCUGUCCGCCCUCCGCACGGCCGCCAUCCAGGCCAUGUCCAACCUCCUGUCCGCCAACAUCGACUCCGGCCUCAUGCACUCCAUCGGCCUGGGCUACCAGAAGGACCUGCAGACCCGCGCCGCCUUCAUCGAGGUACUGACGAAGAUCCUGCAACAAGGCACGGAGUUCGACACGCUGGCGGAGACGGUGCUGGCGGACCGCUACGAGCAGCUCGUCCAGCUCGUGACGAUGAUCGGCGACAAGGGCGAGCUGCCCAUCGCCAUGGCCCUCGCCUCCGUCGUCAUCACGCCCCACAUGGACGAGUUGGCCCGCAUGUUCGUGACGCUGUUCGACGCGAAGCACCUGCUGUCGCCGCUGCUGUGGAACAUGUUCUACAAGGAGGUUGAGGUCUCCGACUGCAUGCAGACACUCUUCAGGGGCAACUCUCUCGGCUCCAAAAUCAUGGCUUUUUGCUUCAAGAUAUACGGGGCUUCGUACCUGCACAACCUACUGGAGCCGCUGAUCAGACCCCUGGUCUACACGGAGGCUGGCACGUUGCCCCUCUCCUACGAAGUAGACCCUGCCAGGCUAGACCCCCACGAGGAUGUCGUUGAGAACAGGAAGAACCUCAUCGCCCUCACUGCCAAGGUCUUCAACGCCAUCGUCAGCUCUGCUGACAGGUUCCCCCCUCAGCUGCGCAGCAUGUGCCACUGCCUCUUCCAGGUUCUGAGCAAACGCUUCCCUCAGUUCCCUCAGAACAACAUAGGAGCCGUCGGCACUGUCAUCUUCCUGCGCUUCAUCAAUCCUGCUAUUGUGACCCCCGUGGAGAUGGGCAUCCUGGACCGGCAGCCGAGUCCCCAGGUGAAGCGCGGUCUCAUGCUCAUGUCCAAGAUCCUGCAGAACAUCGCCAACCACGUCGAGUUCAGCAAGGAACAGCACAUGCUUCCCUUCAACAACUACCUCUGGCAGAACUUCGAGUCAGCGCGUCGGUUCUUCAUCCAAAUCGCGAGCGACUGCGAGAGCGUCGAGCAGGCGAGCCACAGCAUCUCCUUCAUCAGCGACGCCAACGUGCACGCCCUCCACCGCCUCCUCUGGAACCAUCAGGAGAAAAUAGGCGAGUACCUGUCCAGUAGCCGUGACCACAAGGCUGUUGGCAGACGACCGUUUGACAAGAUGGCAACCCUGCUCGCCUAUCUUGGUCCUCCAGAACACAAGCCUAUGGACUCGCAGUGGAGUAGCAUGGACAUGACGAGCACCAAGUUCGAGGAGAUCAUGGCCAAGCAUAACAUGCAUGAAAAAGAUGAGUUCAAAAGCAUCAAGACUCUGAACAUUUUCUAUCAAGCCGGUACUUCGAGGGCUGGUAAUCCCGUAUUUUAUUACAUCGCUCGUCGCUAUAAAAUCGGCGAGACGAAUGGCGACCAGCUGAUUUACCACGUCAUCCUGACGCUGAAACCUGUGUGCCGCAAGCCCUUUGAACUCGUCAUAGACUUCACUCACACCAGCACCGAGAACCGGUUCAGGACCGAGUUCCUACAGAAAUGGUUCGUGGUUCUACCUGAAGUCGCUUACGAAAAUAUCCAUGCUGCGUACAUCUACAACGCGGACUCUUGGGUGCGAGAGUAUACGAAGUAUCACGACCGCGCACUCGCUCCUCUCAAGAACCACAAGAAACUAAUAUUUCUUGAUACUCCGGCUCGUCUUAACGACCACAUCCAUCCUGACCAACAGAAGCUACCUGGUGCAACCACUUCACUUGACGAGGAUCUCAAAGUUUUUAAUAAUGCACUCAAACUCUCGCACAAAGACACUAAAGUCGCCAUCAAGGUCGGUCCUUCGGCAAUACAAGUCACCUCCGCCGAGAAGACCAAGGUCCUCUCGCACUCUGUCCUCCUCAACGACGUCUACUACGCCUCUGAGAUCGAGGAGGUUUGUUUGGUGGACGACAACCAGUUCACGCUAACCAUCGCCCACGAGUCAGGCCCGCUCUCCUUCAUCCACAACGACUGCGACAGCAUCGUCCAAGCCAUCAUCCACAUCCGCACCCGCUGGGAGCUCUCCCAGCCCGACUCAGUGACGGUGCACCAGAAGAUACGCCCUAAGGACGUGCCGGGGACGCUGCUGAACAUGGCGCUCCUGAACCUGGGGUCGCUGGACCCCAACCUGCGCACGGCGGCCUACAACCUCCUGUGCGCCCUCACGCAGACCUUCGACCUGCGCAUAGAGGGGCAGCUGCUCGAGACCUCAGGCUUGUGCAUCCCAUCAAACAACACAAUUUUCAUCAAGAGCGUGAGCGAGAAGCUGGCCGCCAAUGAACCUCACCUCACGCUGGAGUUCCUGGAGGAGUGCGUACAGGGCUUCCGCUCCUCCAGCAUCGAACUCAAGCAUCUCUGUCUGGAGUACAUGACUCCAUGGCUACCUAACCUCACUAGAUGCCCUGGCUGCCUAACCUCACUAGGUACAGUAGAGCUGUGCACCUGCACCAAGCCUUCCUUCUCAGGUACAGUAGAGCUGUGCACCUGCACCAAGCCUUCCUUCUCAGAGGAGACCCAACGAGUCCUGCGUCUGUCACUGGACGAGUUCUCGCUGCCCAAGUUCUACCUCUUGUUCGGCAUCAGUAAAGUGAAGAGUGCUGCCGUCACCGCCUUCAGGGCCUCCUACAGGCACACCUCUGAGAGGGGCCUCAGCGCUGCGAGCGACAGAGAGCGGAUCUCGCUGACGUCUCUGGAGACGAUCACAGACGCGCUGCUGGAGAUCCUGGAGGCGUGCAUGCGGGACAUCCCGGACUGCGACUGGCUGCAGACAUGGACGGGGCUCGCCAAGAGCUUUGCCUUCCAGUACAACCCCGCCCUGCAGCCCAGAGCCAUCAUCGUCUUUGGCUGCAUUAGUAAAAGCAUCAGCGACCAGGACAUGAAGCAGCUUCUCCGUAUCUUGGUGAAGGCCCUCGAGAGUUUCUCCGACAUCACGCUUAUUGACUCCAUUAUCAUGUGCCUGACACGUCUACAGCCGCUACUUAGACCUGAGUCAGCAAUCCACCAGUCGCUGUUCUGGGUGGCUAUUUCUGUGCUGCAGCUGGACGUGCCUCAGCUGUACGCGUCUGGCCUGGCGCUGCUCGAGCAGAACCUACACACCCUCGACAACCAGGGCACCUUUGAUACCAUCGCGCUGGAGAAGGUGAUGAUGAGUACCAGGGAGCCCCUGGAAUGGCACUUCAAGCAGCUGGAUCACUCCGUCGGCCUGAGCUUCAAGUCGAACUUCCACGUGGCUCUGGUGGGGCACCUGCUGAAGGGCUACAGGCACCCAGCGCCCACGACCGUCUCCCGCACCGCCCGCGUUCUUGUCACGCUCCUCGCCAUCGUCGCCAAGACCGCGCGCCGUGACAAGUUCGAGGUUGCACCCGACAACGUGGCGUACUUGGCAGCGCUGGUUGCAGUGUCCGAGGAGGUCCGGUCACGAUGUCACCUCAAGUUCUCGCUGGCUCGAAAUAUGAGCGAGUCCUCGUCCAGCGACACGUUUCCUGUGGACUUGCACCUGAACCUUAACCCUCCACUACCUGCUGGAGGAGGAAGUGGUAGUGGUGUACCUGCUGUGCCUCCAAAUAAUACCAGCAGACCGCCCCUGUCACUGCCACACUCCGUCACUGCACAGCACUGCCAGCACCAAUACCCCGGUGCCCAGGCUGCUGGGCUAUCACCCCUCAACCACCUGCCUCCUAGUCUCUUCUCUGAUGCAGUGUCUCGGUGUGGCGCCAUGCCGGCCUGUGGCAGCUCUAGCACCUCUGGAACUGGCACUCCAGUUGGCAGCAACGCCUUCACCUCACACAACAACAGCAACACAGCCAGCACGAGCACCACAGGAAACACAAACAACACAGGCAGCAUGAGUAACACAGGCAGCAUGAGUAACACAGGUAGCACCCUAAGCAUGGGCAGCACCAGCGUGUUGUCAGUGAGCAACACUGGCGACUCUGACGUUGCUGAGCCGUCCUCGAGCAACAACACGCCCGUGCCGUCGCGGGUGUGCACUCCCGUGUGCGGGUUGCCAUCUGACAUCCGCACUCCCGUGUGCGGGUUGCCAUCUGAUAUCCCUGCUGACUCCAACACACAGCAACCCUCUCCUGCCGCUUCUACCCGAAACACCUCACCUCCCCCUCCAUACAGCUCCCCACCUCCCCCUCCUUCUUACUCUUGUACUCCUCCCCCGCCUUACAGUUCCCCACCACCACAACCCGCCAACCGCCAGUCCCACCACCAUCACCACCACCACCACCACCAGCAACUCGUACAACCCAAGCCCAGGGCGUGGCUGGUGCUGGAGCCUCCGGCAGACGCGCUUACGCAGCACCCUGCUGGUGGUGGUGGUGUUGUGGUUCCCGGCUUGACGAUCAUACCAAGCAGUUCUGUGAGUAGCAGCAACUCCAGCCUCGAUGUCCAGCACACGACGAGCUCAUCAAACCAGCUCUCGGCCAGUAGGGGCGUCGACCCAAAAACUUGGCGCUCCCUUGAUUUGGACCCUCAGAAAUCGACGCGUCCCACCUUCAGGAACCAGCGAUCCUCGUCCAUGCCCACAUCUAAGAAUGAGGCUGGUCCUUCACAGCUCAGUAGUCAGCAUGGCGUGCUGCAAUCUCAGCACGGCGGCCCUUCUGGUGCUGCUGGGCAGUCAUGUGUGGAACUAACAGGCGCCUGGCACACAGACGCAGACGGCGGGGAUGCAGGGCGCUGCGCAGCGCCGCUGCUGCACGCUGCACUGGGCGGCCGCGCGUCCAGCUCUGCACUGAAGCCUAACCUCCUGCCCAGCAUCAUUGCCAAGCAGCGCUCGUUUCGCUGCAAACUCUCCAACAAAAAUAAGUAACGACGCGUAAAAUAAGUAACGAUGCGUCAUAUGAACGACGCAUUCACUCGAAGGCGUUGCGUAGUGGUUACACUAACUAUUUCUGAUGGGUAUUUUUAGUCUCGUGUAACUAGCACAGGAAAAUAGUAAAACGAACGAACGUGUAUGCAAGAAUGCAUUGGUGGCAACUAUGAAUAGUUGAAAUUAAUAAUGUAUCUACAAAUUAAAUUUGAAAUGUCGAACAAAUGCGCUUUAAUUUGUUAUGACAUUGAACGUAUUUUUAACGAAAACGGCGGUUGAAUAAUCGCAAUUAUUUGCUUAAACAUUCUGAUCAGUCAGCCAUGUUGAAUUUCUUCCAUUUAUUGGUUGUCGAGGCCACACAGUCCGCUAUAAACUGAGCUUUGUCGAGUGCAAAUUGAGCGUUUUCUGCUUCAAUAUAAAGUUGAUUCUUUGUUGUGAUACUUGAUAAUUGAAUUAUAUCUUCACUAGCUAUUCUUCAUUUUAAAAGCCCAAGCUGUAAAAAAAUUCACAAACCUAAAUUGUAGAUGCGUUCUAUAGUUGUAAAAUAUUAACUUUGUAUUUUUAACCCUGAUUGCUUACCAAUUCUUAGACCUCGAAUUGAAAUUGGGUGCGUGAUAACAUCCGGUCAAGGUCUUUAGCUCGGCAUAAAAAUCAUUUACUAGCGUAGAAAAAGAAUUAAAUUCACAAUACUUGACUGGCAUUGUCAUUUGUCAUUACUAAAUUAAUCUUGAGAUUCCGUCGGGGCUGCGGGACCCGGUAAAUUUUUAAUUCAAUGAUAGAUAUAUGUAUUAUUAUUUGUUCAAAAUUAGAUUUAGAAAAUGGAAAUAAUUUUAAACGAGGUUUGUCAUUUUCUGAGAGGAAAAAAUAAAGGAUAAGAACUGUUAACCUUAAACAAUAAGAACAAAACUAAGAGACGAGGAUCCUUGUGCAGGUUUAGGCUUUUGUUCUUUGCGCAUUUGCCGAAAAGUUGAUUUGUGUUGCGACUCGCAGCUUCAUCCAGUGUUGCAUGGAGCUGAAGGGCCUCUGUUCAGGCCCGUAAUGGGAUCUUGAAGAUUAAGUCUCUCAAAUUUGGGCCUUUUUAAUAUCAUGAAGAGUCAUUUUUUUUAAUUAUUUGUAAUGCUGCUCAAAAAGAUCAAGAUUUCAAAUUUGGGACUUCUUGAAUAUCAUGAGGAGUCAGUCAUUUUUUAAUUAUUUGUAAUGCUGCUCAAAAAGAUCAAGAUAAUCUUUUGUUGGAGACAAAUCGGAAAUAAAUGAAAAUAUUCCGUGCCCAUUAAGAUGGACAUUUUUCUGGUCUCCAAUCACUGGUUAAUUUCGACGUGUUAUUAAUGUGAUUGUCUUACGAUUGUGUUCAAACAGUCGCAUCAUACGAGUUUUUUGCUGUAAACUUUUGCCGUAUUUGUUUUAACUGUGCUUAUAUGGUGUCGUGUAUAUUGAUAUUAACCUGUUGUGAGGCUCCACCUUAAAAGUACGCGUGAUCUCAGAUGAAAACCUAAUCCAAAAUAAAGCGGUUUUGUGUAUUAAGCAUUUACCUGCUGAUAACUUUGGCUUAUUGUCCAGCAUUAUUAGUCUUAGCAAGUGCAUUCUUGUGUGUGCGAUUAAGGUAUUGUUAUGAUUGGUCUCUGCGGAGCACCUGACAUUGACUUGCUUUCUCGCAGUGUUCGGUACGACAUUAAGCUCGAAGACGAUUAGAAGAAAUAAAUCUCCAGGUAAAUGUAUGUUGUCUGUCGGGAAUUUCUGUGGAGUGUACGUUCAUUGAUCGAUUAGAUUUAAACUGUGAAAUUUAUAGUCGCUCUUUUAUUAUGUGACAUUCGCCAGUCCUCGGCACCCGUCUACUUGGCUGCGACGCUCGGCUACUAUCUAAAUAAAAUGGACGGUUUUACAACUUACUUUCGAAUAUCUUUUGAAGGUAUGAGUAGAUAAAUUAUAAUUUAUUUUUAUACCAAAAAUUACGUGUAAUGUGUAGAUGACUGAAUGUAUACCGGGUUGGCAAGGAGCCAAAUGGGUGCGGUAUCCAGAGAUGUACAUAUUUCUUGUAAGGUAACAGUCGCACGACUGAUAAAGCUGUGUUCAUAAUCUUAAGACAACAUGAUUGUUUUCUCGUAGCUAAUACCUCGAUGUAUAGUUCGUUCAUCAAUAUUUCGAGGUAGUUCAUGUGUUAACGACGGCCAGGAAAACAGGCUUUUGAUUCGCAAUUCAAAAACAUUAAUCUGGACAGUUAGAUAACAAUGGCGAACUUAUACAUGAAAAUAAGGCAUUUUGGCGCUAAUGAAUUUGUCAAGAAUGUAUGACCAAAAAAAAAAAAAACUUCGUCGCCAGGCUUGGCUAUUCUUGCAUAUAUUAACUGAGCUGUGUCAAAUUUUUUGUUAUAUCGUGAGCAGAGGUGACUAUAAACAUAAUUCAAAUAUUAUUUAUCAUAUAGAUUCACUAGAGCGUCCCCGAUAAAAAGUUAGCUUAGUAAUCCAGCCGGUCAAAAUAACAAAUCUUUUUCCUUGGAUGUAAUGCAGUUGGAGUGCAGUUAUUCAAAUAUGUGCAUUGGUGGAUGAUUACAUAACAAGCCUGUUUUCGAUACUUGCACCUGGAACUCGAUGUUGUCUCGGUAAAUUAAUGCUCAUUUAUUAUUGCAAUGAUUACGAAAG